AUGCCUGCAUCACCAGAUAUUGCCAAGCGGGAUUUGUCUUCGAUGAGGACGGGGGAGGAGAAAGAUGGGAACAAUAAUGCGGCGGAGGAGUUGAGAGAUGUAGAAUCAGAUGCUGCGUCUGUGGAUACGAAAGCUGGGUCUAUUUGGACGAUUAUGGGAUCUGCAAUGGCGAAUUACUCAGAUGGAUAUCAACAGGGCUUGGCAUCCAGUACAAACGUAGUGUUUAAUCACCUCCUCGGCACCAAAAUCUACACUUCGACAAUCCAAACCCGCAUUUCCAAUGCCCUCCUCGUCGGUUCCGUCAUCGGUAUCCUCAUACUAGGUUAUACCUCUGAUAAGUUUUCCCGCAAGGGAGGCAUGCUUUUCACAUCCGCUCUCGUGAUCAUCGGUUCUCUCCUCUCUACCCUCGCGUUCCAAGUAGAACCCUCCUCAAACAUGCUCUGGUUCCUCACCAUCGCCCGCGGCAUAGCAGGCGUCGGCGUCGGAGGCGAAUAUCCCACUUCCGCCGCCGCGGCGCUCGAAGGAUCCGCCGAUUCGUUCGAUGGGAAAAGAGGUCCCAUCCAAGUCUCCAUCUCUACCCUAAUGGCCACAACCGGUUCGCCCACCUGCACACUCGUCUAUCUCCUCUCGCUGCUCGCCUCAAACGACAAUCUCAAAGUCGCUUUCCACGCCAUCUACAGCACAAGUACCCUUCUCCCCCUCGUCGUCAUCCUCUUCCGUCUGCGCAUGACGGACGGAAAACUCUUCCGAAACUCCAAUCUCAGAAAGCGACCUAUCCCCUGGCGUUUCAUCAUCCGCAAAUAUGGCUUGCGGUGUCUGGGCACCAGCACCGCCUUCUUCCUCUACGACUUUGUCAACUUUCCCAACAGCAUCAUGAGCGCCGCCAUCAUCAACGGACUCGUGCCGGGGAAAAACAUCCGCACCGUCGCCAUCUGGCAAUUCAUCCUCGCCAUCUUCCCCAUUCCCGGGGUGCUGCUGGGCAUGUGGCUCGUGAACCGCAUUGGCCGCAAAUGGACGGGCAUUCUCGGGUUUGCGGGAUACAUCCUCUUGGGAUUUAUUAUCGGGGGUUGUUAUGGGAGACUCACCACGUCGGAAAAUCUCCCGGCGUUUGUGGUGCUGUAUGGUCUUUUUGCGAGUCUGGGUCAUAUGGGUCCCGGUGCUACGAUUGGGUUGAUGAGUGCGGAGAGUUUCCCGACGGCGAUUAGGGGUUGGGGUAUGGGUGCUGGAACUUGUACAUAUUACCACAAUUUAGAUAGCGACGUAAUCAUCUGCGGCUCCUCGGCAGUCGAACAGAUCGGCGGCGUGGAAUUGACCAUCUGUACCGGAAGCACCACGACGACCCUUUCGACGCUCACGCAGGCCCCUACCCCCACAGCCACAAUAUACAAUGCUAUAUUCCAAGGCUUUGCCUGCGAAGGCGUCGCGCCGAACUUUAGUGGAAAAUCCAUCACCUUCGCCUGUGAAUUGGGAAUGAACCAUCUAUCUCCCUUUGCUUUUGUGUUCCUCCAGAUGCAAAUUUUGGGAUAUUCAAGAUGCGUUCCAGGCGGCAAAUGGGACACGGGAAAAUUGGAAUGUAUUCGAGAAGCGUGUGAAGAAAUCAAUCCCCUCGAGAGCGGCUCCGAAGGUGCUGCCGAGGGAUUAGAGGCGAUUAUUGAGGGGACUGCCGCUGCUUUGAGAGGAGACUAA
Molecule: messenger RNA, 1686 nt
Organism: Botrytis fragariae
Lineage: Eukaryota; Fungi; Ascomycota; Leotiomycetes; Helotiales; Sclerotiniaceae
Product: putative mfs git1p-related glycerophosphoinositol permease protein
Exons: 4
Coding region: 1-1686 (561 amino acids)
Biological process (GO): carboxylic acid transport; transmembrane transport
Cellular component (GO): plasma membrane
Molecular function (GO): carboxylic acid transmembrane transporter activity
Source: RefSeq, a predicted model, not a curated record